This is a messenger RNA of Lycium ferocissimum, 1500 nucleotides long. Its product is annotated as putative F-box/LRR-repeat protein At4g13960. The record is from RefSeq and is a predicted model, not a curated record. The coding region runs from base 1 to 1500 and encodes 499 amino acids. Gene Ontology annotation, molecular function: protein binding. NCBI's taxonomy places the organism in Eukaryota, Viridiplantae, Streptophyta, Magnoliopsida, Solanales, Solanaceae. The transcript has 2 exons.
AUGGUUAGAAUUUCAAAGUUACCAACAGAAAUUCUUCACCAAAUACCGUCUCUUCUCUCCACAAAAACUGCUGCUCGAACCAGCGUAUUGUCGAAACUAUGGCUUAAAGCGUGCUCUACGAACCCCUAUCUCUGUUUUGAUCAAUCUGAUUUUGGUGAGGAUGAUUUACAUAGUGAGUUUUUACACUUCCAUUGUCAAUUAUUGAGGGUCGUAGACAAUACUUUGGAAAGAUAUCGCCGUGAAAAUCUACCUAUUUCGGCUUUUAAACUUUGCAUCUCUUUUUCUAAUCAUACUGAUUGUGACGGUCUAGUCGAUAAAUGGCUAGAUAUUGUAGCAGAGAAACGGGUUUCACGGGUUGCACUUUUGGUGAGAAGCAGAUCAAGAAACCUUUCAGAAAGAUAUACUUUGUUAGCUGAUACCAUAUUCGCGAUCAAAUCCCUGCAGCAGUUGGAGUUAGAUCACUGCAAAAUACUGAAACAAAAAGCACUACUUUCUAAAGAUAAAAUUAAGUGCAGUAACCUAAAAAAUCUAACCUUGCGCUAUGUUACUGUUACCGAAUCAUAUCGUAGGCUGCCAAUUGAGGAAGUUCAUAUUUCUGAUACGCCGAAUUUGUUAUCUUUUGAAUAUGUGAACAAAGGUAAUUUGGAGCCUUCAUCUGUUAAAAUAUGUCUGCGUACGUUAAAUAUUGGCACUUGUCAGAAUCUCAGAGGGGUAGAAUUUGUGAACACUGAAAUUGAUGAUACGGUUCUCUUUGAGCUUAUACAAAAACUCCACUUCAUCAAGGAAUUGAUCUUACACUGCUGUAAGUGCUUGAAAAAAAUAAAAAUCUCUAGCUCAACCCUCGAGGUUUGUAGCUUAGCUAUGUGCGAUUUAUUAGUGCGAGCCAUUUUUGACGUGCCCAAGUUACUCUCCUUAGUCGUCUCCGAACAAUAUGGACUACCUUCUUUAUCUUUUGUGAGUGCUUCAAGCCAAUGCCGGAUUUCCAUAAAUUAUGGCGCUCUAUGGUAUAUUAAGCAGUGCAUUCACUUACAGAGAUCUCUAGUUGAGUUGCAUCAUCAGGUUGUAGACCUGACAUUGUCUAGUAUGUAUGUUGACGAAGGCAUGAGAUCAAUAAGUCGAAUUGAUCAUCUUCCGAUAUCUGAAGUUGAGAGAUUGAUACUAUAUCCUGACAUCUUCGGACAAACAUAUUCAUCUUAUUUUGAUGUCAUCUUCUCAAUUUGUUGGCCCAAGAGUCUAACAGUACAUUGUGACCAAAAAUUUAGAGAGUUUCUACAACAACAAUUGUUGAAGAAGAGACAACGGAGAUUUACCAAGUGUACUUGGAAAGAAUAUCUCAUAAAUGCUCAUGUAGAGUACAAGAAGGAGAUAGAAGAUGAUUGGGUGACUCUAGAUAGGAACAUGUUGAGAUCUAACCCUCGUUUUAUUGAAGAGAUCCAUACAAUUCGCUUCAAGCAAACUCAAAGAAAAGAGAAAAAUAAUGAAUCAUCUAUUUCAAGGUAA